AUGAUUGCAGACAAUUUAGCUGCACAUGCUAUUGGUGGUUUUUUCCAAAAUUUGAGUAGAAUAAAACGUUUUUGUCGAUUUUGCAUGGCUGAAAGAAUAUCGUCGACUGAUAUUAAAAUUCGAUCAGCACUAAGGACAAAAGAAAUGUUCAAAAACCACAUUGAAAAUAUUAGUAUCGAUCCUUCACUGUCUUCCACAUAUGGUAUUGCAUGUGAUUCGUGCCUGAAUUCGCUUAAGUAUUUUCAUGUCAUUGAUGGUUUACCACCAGAUUUUGCCCACGAUGUUCUUGAAGGUUUUCCAAAGGAUUUGACAGUGGAUUCAAUUGUGUAUCUAAUGGAUAAAAAAUACAUUUCAUUGUUAGAAUUAAAUAAAGCAAUAGUAAUUUAUCCGUAUUUUGAUGUUGACAAAAAAAAUAAACCACAAGUGAUACAAGAUAGGCCUGCAUCCCAGUUGAAGAUGAAACAAACUGCCAUUGAAAUGUGGCACUUUUGCGUCUUCUACCCUUUUUUAUUGGAGAAAAAAUACCUUUGGAUGAUAAGUGUUGGAAAAUUUUUAUUCUAUUUCGUGACGUUGUAGAUCGUUUAGGGGCACCAUCUUUCCAUCAAGAAGAACUUUUAAUUUUAUCACACUUAAUAGAUGACUUUUUAGAAGAUUAUCUACAGUGUUAUCCCCAAAAUAUUCUCAAACCAAAAUGUCAUUUCUUGCAA
Molecule: messenger RNA, 707 nt
Organism: Hydractinia symbiolongicarpus
Lineage: Eukaryota; Metazoa; Cnidaria; Hydrozoa; Anthoathecata; Hydractiniidae
Exons: 1
Coding region: 1-576 (191 amino acids)
Source: RefSeq, a predicted model, not a curated record